AUGGCAAGAAAGAGGGGGUAUGAAGGAGGACAUGGCAACAAGCAGAAUAAGAAACGAAAGCCCGACACGUCAAAGCCGGCAGACGAGCUUAUAGCCGAUCUCGAUAAACUUUAUCGAAGACCUGCGCCGGAAGUAGCGCAGCGGACUGCGAGACUGCCUCGCUCCCAGCUUCCCAUCGAAGAAUGGGGACUGUUCGUUGACAAAGAGACACCUGCAUUCGGCAAGUGUGCUCACAGGCUUCGGUGGGAACGCAAGCCAGAAGCAUUCGUCUGUCAAUGA
Alternaria novae-zelandiae is the source of this 279-nucleotide messenger RNA. RefSeq lists its product as uncharacterized. The record is from RefSeq and is a predicted model, not a curated record. Bases 1 to 279 code for a protein of 92 amino acids. The transcript has 2 exons. NCBI's taxonomy places the organism in Eukaryota, Fungi, Ascomycota, Dothideomycetes, Pleosporales, Pleosporaceae.